Messenger RNA from Cavia porcellus (domestic guinea pig), 1286 nucleotides. It is a transcript of the gene Lrrc61, whose product is annotated as leucine rich repeat containing 61. The coding region runs from base 1 to 780 and encodes 259 amino acids. The transcript has a single exon. Lineage: Eukaryota; Metazoa; Chordata; Mammalia; Rodentia; Caviidae. The record is from RefSeq and is a predicted model, not a curated record. Gene Ontology annotation, molecular function: protein binding.
AUGGAGCCUCCAGACAAGAAACCAGGAGAGGCAGCUGGGCCACGAAUUACGCCCCAGCUGCUGAAGUCCUACACGGGUGAGUUCGCCCUAGAGUCCAUCCUGCUACUGAAGUUGCAAGGCCUUGGGCUGACGGACCUGGGCUGCUUGGGAGAGUGCCUGGGCCUCGAGUGGCUGGACCUGUCGGGCAAUAUGCUGACCCAGCUGGGCCCCCUGGCCUCCUUGCGCCAGCUGACCGUGCUCAAUGUCUCCAAUAAUCGGCUAACUGGGCUGGAGCCUCUGGCCACCUGUGAGAACCUGCAGAGUCUCAACGCUGCGGGCAACCUACUAGCCACACCCGGCCAGCUGCAGUGCCUGGCUGGGCUGCAGAACCUGGAGUACCUGCGCCUCCGGGACUCUUUGGCCCGGCUCAGCAACCCACUGUGUGCCAGCUCAUCCUACUGGGCUGCGGUCAAGGAGCUGCUGCCCGGCCUGAAAGUCAUCGAUGGGGAGCGCGUGAGUGGCCGUGGCAGUGAGCUCUAUCAGCUGUGCCGGGACCUGGACAGCUCCCUGCACCCCAGCUCCAGCCCUGGCCCCAGAGCCAUAGAGGCCCAGCCCUGGGUGGAGCCUGGGUACUGGGAGUCCUGGCCUCCCCGGAGCAGUUCUAUCCUGGAGGAGGCCUGCAGACAGUUCCAGGACACACUGCAGGAGUGCCAAGACCUGGACCGCCAGGCCAGUGACAGUCUGGCCCGGGCUGAGCAGGCUCUUAGCCCCAAAGGCUCUGGCUCUUCUUUUGUCUUCUGAAUAGGCCCUGUGGCCUCAAUGCCUGCAGUUCCUUUCCUCUUCUGCAUGCUGACCCCUCACACUGGCCACUGACCCUGCAAGCUCAGCUGUGGGUUCAUCUAUCCCUAUCCUGAGAGCCACGCCCUCCUCUACCCUCCCCCAUCCUUGCUCCACAUGGGGCAGGACAGAGCUCUCAAGCAGCCUCUAGUAGAGUUGUGCUCACGGGCAGCUGGCACAUACACUGAGAGGAAAGGGGUGCUGAGCCCAGGAUCACAGCAGCUGCCACUCUUGGCUGUCAGCCUGAGACUUGGCGCACAGGGUUACUUCUGCUCACGGUAUGGUGAGGAGGGCUGGAGUAGCAAGCCAGCCAGCCCUGCAGAGCCCAGGCAUGGCUGGUACUAGGGCACAUCGACCUUCCACACCUGCCUGUGCAGAGGACAGUAGUCCACUCUGCCCAGCCUGUGCUUCCCUGGAGCCGACCCUACAUGCUUACCCCAGUCUAUUAAACUUCUGUGAAUUUGUUUGUC